Centrocercus urophasianus (Greater sage-grouse) is the source of this 411-nucleotide messenger RNA. It is a transcript of the gene UCN2, whose product is annotated as urocortin 2. Gene Ontology annotation, biological process: hormone-mediated signaling pathway; digestion; cellular response to nutrient levels. The record is from RefSeq and is a predicted model, not a curated record. Gene Ontology annotation, molecular function: hormone activity; corticotropin-releasing hormone receptor 2 binding. Lineage: Eukaryota; Metazoa; Chordata; Aves; Galliformes; Phasianidae. The coding region runs from base 1 to 393 and encodes 130 amino acids. The transcript has a single exon. Gene Ontology annotation, cellular component: extracellular region.
AUGGUGCAGGGGCUGAGCCUCCAGAACAGCCCUGCUGUGCCUGGUGCACCCUGGCAUGAAGGUGGCUGGGACAAGGAGGGCAGCAGCGGAGUAAUGCUGGGGCUCCCUGGGGAGAAACAUGGCCACGGCUCUGGGGAUGGCUCUCAGCUGGAUGGAACCACGCAGCUGCUACUGGAGGAGUCAGUGAGAGAAGUGUGGCCCUGGCUGCCAAACCCUGACACCAACAGAGCUGCUGCGGUAAAAAAGAGCAGCACAGCAAGAAAGGUGUCCCUGUCCCUUGAUGUCCCCACACACAUCCUGAGGAUCCUGCUGGACUUGGCCCGGGAGAAGGAGCUGCAAGCCAAGGCAGCUGCCAAUGCUGAGCUGAUGGCACGCAUCGGGCGCAGGAAGUGAGCACAACACACACCAUGG